AUGUCAUUGGUCCUGACGUCACGGAGGGGAGGCAGAUUUCGAUAUAAAGGGAGAGUAUCACCCCUCGAGUCUGUCCGACGAGAACUAACUGGCCACUUUGAAAAGUUGUUGUUAACCGACGACUCUAUCCUAAACACAUACCACAGCAACACGGUGGUAGUUUUUACACCGCUCCAGCUCCGAGAUUAUACUACACAGGUCAAAAUGCAUCAUAGUUGUUGCAUGUGGAUUUUAGUCAUCGCAACAGCGGUAUGGACGGACGCAAUCACAGGACAUGAGGACAAAGUCGGAAUUAAAAGUCAACAGGUGCAGCAACAGCAACAAUCUGACAUUAUGCAGACAAUGGUGGACGGUGGUGGACAUCAGUCGAUCCAGAUGACAUCUCCGGCGGAAAGUUAUUUCAACGACCCGUUGGGCUAUUUGGCCAAACGCGCGCACAAGCAGUACGGUUUUGGACUCGGAAAACGUCUUUACCGGCAGUACGAGUUCGGAUUGGGAAAACGGUCAGCGUCAAAGCAGUACGGAUUCGGUCUGGGUAAACGGGCUGCGCUCAAGCAAUACGAGUUCGGCUUAGGAAAACGAGCAUCGCCGACCUUCUAUAGUUUUGGUCUGGGACGGCGGGCUUCGCCACAGUACAGUUUUGGACUCGGAAAAAGAGUGUCGCACCCGUCAUUCUUAAACGUGGACGACCGCGAUUCGGACUACACGUACAACGACUUGUCGGAGGAGAAGAAGAGGACGGCGGACGAUAUGGGUCACGGCCAGCGGUUCGCUUUCGGGCUGGGCAAACGAGGUGCGGGGGCGGAAUGGGACGACGGCGACGGUGAAGGCGACGACUCGGCGCCCAUUUGGCACCCGGCCGUCAGGCGAGCUCGUCUCCAGUACGGUUUCGGGCUGGGCAAACGGGCUGACCGCGACUAUGACGCCACCAUCGGUACCGAGUACGCGGAUACGCUGCAGUUGGCUGAUGACGUCGCUGACAUCAACAACUAA
Molecule: messenger RNA, 993 nt
Organism: Macrosiphum euphorbiae (potato aphid)
Lineage: Eukaryota; Metazoa; Arthropoda; Insecta; Hemiptera; Aphididae
Source: the annotation of a GenBank genome assembly